Messenger RNA from Peniophora sp. CBMAI 1063, 1884 nucleotides. The record is from the annotation of a GenBank genome assembly. Lineage: Eukaryota; Fungi; Basidiomycota; Agaricomycetes; Russulales; Peniophoraceae.
AUGGACUCCAACUCUUCUCCUUCUACGCACCGCCAGCAAGUGGACAUCACGCAGGGUUCCAACUCUGGCAUGCGCCCUUCGCCCAGACCGGCCGUUCAAGCGCGCAAGCUCAAAGCGCGGCCGUCCUCGCUUCAGCUGCCGCUCAGCAUGCCUUCUCCACCACCACCCACUCAGCCUUCCCCAGACAGGCCCUCUAAUCCGAUCCUCCGCUGGUUCAAGCCGGAGAGCACGAGCACCCCGGCCAGCGCCCUUCCAUCCAACAAAUCACUCCCCGGCACGCCACAGAGCAGCAACACGCCGAAUAUCUCACGCACACCCUCGCCGCUCUCGUCCUUACAAGACGCGCUCAACUCGGAUCUCCCGCAGCUGCCACAGGCCGCUCAUCACGGACACCCACCAACGUCACUGUUUCCUAAUUCACACCACUCAAUCGCAUAUCCCCCGUCUUUCCUGCGCGGACUCACGCAUACGACUCUCCCCACUGCUUCAUUAUCUUACGGCUCUGAUGAUUUUACCCGUGGACCCAUCUCUCCUUCCUACUCGCCACCAGAGCAUACUUCGCUCGAGACCCUACGCUCGCUACAAUCACACAGCGUGCGCCGCGUGAACAGCCUGAAGCGCUCCCCGACGCGCUCCCCCAAAGAAGCAAGAUCUUUCUCGACCAGCUUCACCCCGUCGUGGUGGUGGUCGCAGAACGAGAAUAAGGCCAAUGUCGAUCAGCUGCUAGACGAGGCGGAUCGUGGAGAGACCGUCAGUGAAGAGCAUGAACGAAUAAAGCGAAAAUAUCUGGCGCCGAAUAAUCCGAUCGUCUUCUGUCACGGUCUACUGGGAUUUGACACCGUUGCCGUUGCAGGUCUGGAAUUUGAUCACUGGCGCGGUGUGAAGGAGGUGUUGGAGCAGAACGGAUGCGAAGUCCUCAUCACUCGUGUGCCCGCCACGUCCUCACCCGCAGAUCGAGCCGCCGUGCUCGAAGAACACAUCGAGAAGGCAUAUCCCGGUCGUUCAAUACAUCUUAUUGGACACAGUAUGGGCGGGCUUGACUGUCGCUACCUAACUUCUCGCCUGAAGAACCACACAUUCUCAGUCUUGAGUGUCACUACAAUCGCCACUCCUCAUCGCGGGUCUGCUUUUGCAGACCAGUUCCUGGCCUAUCUGGGUCACGAGCGUCUGCCAAGCUUCGUCAACUUCCUCGACAUGCUACCGAUCGGAGGAGGCGAUGGGGCCGCUUUCACGUCUUUGACCCGCGAAUCGAUGAAAAAGUUCAAUGAGGAGACGCCAGAUCAACCCGGCGUGCGUUACUUCAGCUGGGGUGCGAUGUACGAGCCGGGUUUGAUUGAUACCUGGAAGUUGUCCCACGGAGUCGUGCUCGAGAAGGAAGGUCCCAAUGACGGCCUUGUCUCGGUCUCAUCGGCACAGUGGGGCACAUACCUCGGAACGCUUACGGAUGUGAACCAUCUGGACCUCGUGGGCUGGGUCAAUCCUGCGCGCUACAAAUGGGCCGAACUGCGCGGGAAGGCGAUCAAGUUCAAAGCGGCGACCUUUUAUCUGGGCGCUGCUGAUCUGCUCGCGCGAGAAGUGGAGGGCCAGGCGCCGCUUGCACGGGAAGAGAAUGUAGAUGACGAUGAUCCGAUGGCCAGCGCAAGCCGCCGGGCCCAAGCACAUGGUGACGCGACUGUCGAAGACCUGGGCCGGCAAGUCGCUGGAGAGGGUUCGAAGAAGGAUGGGCCAACGGCGACCGGACAGGGUCUACAGGCACGGCUAAAGGACGCCGUUGCUCGUGGUACCGGCGACAGGUCGAAACAGAUGCUCCUCGCGGACGAUGAUCCAUGGGACGCACGUUCGGAGCCGGGUUCGGAAGCCGGUAGUCCACCAAGGCAUUCGUAG